UUCGGCGAGGCCAGGGAGUUGACCAAUCCCGAGGGAGAAAAAUUAUUGUUUGUAACCGAAGGUGCAUCCACCAGUUUGGAACGAGGUCUUGCCGAAUCCACGACAGAAGGUUUGUUUGAUGUAGUAGGGAAGGUGGAAGCUGUAUUGGGCACUGAGAGAUGCUUCUCAUGCUUGAGCUCCUCGUGUGGCUCGUCCAUGCGAUCCACAAGAUCCCGAAUGUAUCCUUUUGAGGGCCCUCUCUUUAAAGGGACACGAGAAAAUGUGCAGAACUCGUUGUUUUUCGAGCAAUUAUUGCAUAUUUUCGUCACUCUCAGAAGUGUGGUCAGGUACUUGGCGUCACAACGAAUCUUCUUACGGCGACAUGAAUCACAGGCACGGGAAACUUUAGAUCUUUUCCGAGGAACAAUAUCAGCUUUUUGGUCAAGCGUCGAAGUAUCGAGUACUUCAGGUGCUUUCAUAACCACGGUUUCUUCCGACGCCAUGUUGGAAACAAAACUUUUGAGAUUGGGAGUUGUGGGGACUUUUUUCUGGAUGAAGGGAAGUUAA
Messenger RNA from Clavispora lusitaniae ATCC 42720, 546 nucleotides. The record is from RefSeq and is a predicted model, not a curated record. NCBI's taxonomy places the organism in Eukaryota, Fungi, Ascomycota, Pichiomycetes, Serinales, Metschnikowiaceae.